AUGUUUGCUUUGAAGUCUCUUGGCCUGCCUGCGGCGUUGCUGGGUUUGCUCGCCGUCUUGGCGAGCGUUCCUGUCUUUGCUGCGACCGAUUCCAAGGACCUGGGAGAAAUCUUGGCGUCCAAUAAGAACUUGUCAACCUACUACGAUCUGAUCCAGAAAUACCCCGAGAUUCUGCUUCAAUUGCCGAACUACGCUGGCGUCACGAUCGUCGCGCCUAGCAAUGAGGCAUUCGACAAGUAUCAGGGUUGGUCGAACGACAACAAGACGCUCGUCACCAACAUCCUCGAGUAUCACAUCCUGCAGGGGACCGUGGCCGCCGGCGCCAUCCAGGAGGGCGUCCCGGUCUUUCCCUCUACCCUGCUGAAGGAUACCAAGUUCACGAAUGUGACCGGCGGCCAGAAGCUGCGCAUUGACAAGCAGGCCGGGGAUGUGGUAGUCUUCACAUCUGGAGAGGGCUCGCGCAGCACCUUGCUGGAGCCCGACAUCACCUUCACUGGCGGUCUGGUGCAGAUGGUCGACACGCUGCUCGUUCCGCCUGCUCGCCUCGAGCCCACUGCUCGCGACUCUUACCAGGACCUGCGCGCCUUUCUCGGCGCUCUCUACGCCGCCGAUCUGGUGCCCGAGUUCGCCAACUCGCCUAAUGUCACAAUCUUCGCGCCGCGGAACGCCGCCUUCCAGCUUCUGUCAGGCACGCUCUCCGGGCUGACCGACGACGAGCUCAAGCGCGUGCUCUCCUACCAUCUCGUGCCCGACCUCCUGGUGGUUUCGACCGACCUGAAGAACGGGACCAACCUCACGAGCGCCGCGACCGACGCCGCCGGCAGCGCCAUCGACAUCCACGUCACGUCCGCCGGCAACAACCGGUACAUCGACUCGGCGCAGCUGCUGGUGCCGGACAUCCUCGUUGCCAACGGCGUCGUGCACAUGAUCGACAAUGUGCUGAACCCAGACGCGGCCGCCGUCAAGCCCAACCCGGACAUUGGCACGCAGCCACCUGUCUUCCCCCUGACCGGCGCCACGGCCACGGGCUCGCGCGUCGCCGUCCCCUUCACCACCGACCUGCCGUGCACGCAGGACUGCCCCGUCACGACGAGCGCCAGCAACAACGCAACUGAGGAGGCCACCGCGACCUCGACGAGCAGUCUGCGGAGCAGCUCGAGCCGCGGCGGGGGCGCGGGCCUGCCGCGCUGCACGGGGCUGGUGGGCGCCGCCGCAGGUGCGAUCGGGAUGGGUGUGUUGGGCAUGGCUGCUGUGAUCUGA
Messenger RNA from Phaeoacremonium minimum UCRPA7, 1260 nucleotides. Its product is annotated as putative fasciclin domain-containing protein. The coding region runs from base 1 to 1260 and encodes 419 amino acids. The transcript has 3 exons. NCBI's taxonomy places the organism in Eukaryota, Fungi, Ascomycota, Sordariomycetes, Togniniales, Togniniaceae. The record is from RefSeq and is a predicted model, not a curated record.